UUUAUUCCCGGUGGCCGUGGAUUAUUUAUUGAUCGGUUAAUCUUCUGUAUUCCGGUGUUUCUGUUGUUCGAUAGCCGAUCUGGAGGUGUUCAGGAUGGUCGAAAGAUUCAUGUUGGUGACUGUGCUCUGUUCAAGCCCUCCCACAAUUCCCUUCCAUUUGUUGGAAUAAUUCGUAGAUUAAUAGUAGGAAAAGAGAACAAUUUAAGUCUGACUGUGAAUUGGCUUUACCGGCCUGCAGACGUAAAGCUUGAGAAAGGUGAUUCGCUGGAAGCAGCACCAAACGAGGUCUUCUACUCGUUUCACAAGGAUGAGAUACCUGCUGCAUCGUUACUCCAUCCGUGUAAAGUCACAUUCCUUCAUAAAGUUGUUGAACUUCCUUCAGGGAUAUCCUCAUUUGUGUGCAGACGAGUGUAUGAUAUUGAGAGCAAGCGUUUAUGGUGGUUAACAGAUCAAGACUACAUUAACGAACGACAAGAAGAAGUAGACCAGUUAUUAGAUAAGACAAAGAUAGAAAUGUAUGGAGCAGUGCAGAGUGGAGGUCGAUCUCCAAAACCUUUGAAUGGUCCAAAUGGGACAGCACAAUUAAAACCUAGUUCAGAUAAUGUACAGAAUAGUUCGUCCUCUAUUUCGUCACAUGCGAAAAGUAAAAAGAGAGAACAUAGCGUUCACAAUUCAGACUCUGUCAAGCGUGAGCGCUUAUCUAAAGUAGAUGAUGCAGAUUCUGGUCAACUUAGAUCAGAACACAUAAUAAAGACCGAGAUUGCUAAGAUUACCGAUAAAGGAGGAUUGGUAGAUUUUGGAGGGGUUGAAAAACUAAUACAGCUCAUGCGACCUGAGAGUGCCGAGAAAAAACUGGACUUGGCUUGCCGAGCAAUGCUUGUUGAUGUAAUAUCGGGUACUGAAAGGUUUGAUUGCCUAGGUCGGUUUGUUCAGCUGAGGGGAUUAUCUGUUUUGGAUGAAUGGCUUCAAGAGAUUCACAAGGGGAAGAUUGGUGAUGGUAGUCCCAAAGAGAAUGAUAAAUCUGUUGAGGAAUUUCUUUUCUCUUUGCUUCGUGCCCUGGACAGGUUGCCUGUGAACCUUCAUGCCUUACAGACUUGUAAUGUUGGGAAGUCCGUCAAUCACCUACGUAGCCAUAAAAAUUCUGAAAUUCAGAAGAAAGCGAGAAGUCUAGUCAGCACAUGGAAGAGUCGUGUAGAAGCUGAAAUGAAUAUCAUUGAAACAAAGUCUAGUACAAGCCGAGGAGGUUUCUGGCCUAGCAAGUCAAUGAUGUCUGAAGUUUCUCAUAUGGGUAGUAGACGGAUAGGUGGUUCUUCUGAGGUUGCUCCCAAGAGUUCUACAUCACAACCUUCUGCACUGAAAGUUCAACAACCAAAGCAUAACUCCGGUGAAUCUAUCUCCAAAUCACCAACAUCUCCCAGCUCUACGAAAUUGUCGACACUGGCUGCAGCUGGGGGAGGAUCCUCAGAUAUGCCUUCAUCAGCAGCUAAAGAGGGAAGAAGUUGCAGUUCUAGUCAAUCGCCAAAUAAUAGUCAGUCUUGUUCUAGUGAUCAUGGGAAGACUGUGGCUUCCUGCAGGGAAGAUGCUCGGAGCACUGUUGCUGGGUCCUCGAGUGUAAGUAAGAUCUCUGGUAGCAUUUCUCAUAGUAGGAACUCAAGCAAUGGUUUUCACGGAUCUACAAUCCCAGGAGUUCAGAAGGAAGGGAGUCUUGGAAAAAUUGGUUCUGUGAAUCGGAAUGUGGCCUCCGAAAAGGGAUCCCCAACUCGAUAUACAUCCGAGAGAGUAUCUGAUGUGUGUCUUGUAGAUAAUGGCAACAGCCAGAGACUUAUUGUGAGGUUGCCCAACACUGGUCGAAGCCCUGCACGAACAGUCAGUGGGGAAUCUCCUGAAGACUCUUCCACAAUAUCUGGUAAGGCUUCUGUUGUGGUAUCUUCUGAGAAGCAAGAUAACCAUGAUCAGAAGGUAAGUGGAAAAAUUGAUGUUCUACAGGGAAACAAUGUACCAAAUAUGGAUGCGAAUUUGUCUCAGGGAAAAGAUGGAUUGGUUGGCUGUGAUGAAGUUAAGGUGAUGACUGCUGGGUUACCUUAUGAUGAGCGUGGUAGAGUGACUGAAGCAUCUUUAGGCAGUGGUUCUUCAUCUGGGGUUACUCCAAAAUCAGGGAAAUUAUAUGAAGCUUCUUAUAGCUCUAUAAAUGCAUUAGUAGAAAGCUGUGCCAAGUUCUCUGAAGCAAGUGUGUCGCCUUCUUUGGGUGAUGAUAUUGGCAUGAAUCUUCUUGCCAGUGUGGCUGCUGGUGAAAUGUCAAGAUCUGAUGUAUCACCCGCAUGUUCCCCUGAAAGUAAUUCACCUUUACCUGAGGACUCGUGUUCUGCGAAUGUUGCUAAGUUGAGGCGCGAAGAUAAUAUCAGUGUGGCAAAUGGUCAUACAAUGGUGGAGCAGAUUAGUUCUGUUGACUCSUUGUCUACAAAAAGUAGACCKCCGCAGCARACKCCRCCUKUUAYGACCCACAUUUCUGGAGAYAGUAAAGAUGCAUCAUUUGGYUGUGAGUUGAARAYCCWKGAGGAURAUWUAMGAUUGGAUUCACCYGUURUAGAWUYGCCGCAAAAUGGCAAUGCUGUUGUUAUKGCYCCAGWGGUAAAGCCUGCUGGUUUGAURGAAGAUGAAAUAAAUGGUUGUAAAGAGGGAGAUGGAGCUGUUCAGUCUGAAGRUCAWMGGAAAUUCUCUCCWAAUUGGUCACGAAGUGUUAAUUUCUCAAAUAUGAAACCUAAYAGCGGAAGUMCAUCWUCAGAUGAAGACAAGAAUGCKGGAYGUGCUGAUGAUAAAGCRGCAAAAAAURRYGWUGUUCUKCCGGRCGCAGCUGCUACWAGUKCMAAGAUUGAGACACAGRKYAAUGAAGAAUCAGCUUCUUGGUCMUCUUCAGAUAUGCAUGYRRAUGAUAAGAARUUWGYCCACAAACAAYCAAGCARCWGCAACUUAGYAUUGCYAGAAGAACUCCRUGGCAGRCURAARGKUGAGAAYWCWACAGUAGCCACCMCUUCUUGUGGUGAUGUUGAUUUAGUACCGAAAUAUGAAGUGGCUGAUGACAAAAAGGCAGUGAUUCAAGCUGGACAGAUCGAGCGACAAAAUAUGGAUUCUGGCGCAUCAGUUCAGCGCAGUAUUGAACGUACCGAUGAACCCCUUGGUCGUAAUCCUGGUGUUUCAGUGCCCACUGACAAACCUCCUGCAAUUGCAAUUCAAGAAUUAAGAUCGUGUGAAAAGCCUACGGAUGUAGCAGAUAUGGCUGUGAAGUUGGAUUUCGAUCUGAAUGAGGUUCUUCCCAACGAUGAUGGGAUUCAAGGAGAGGUUGAAAGGUCUUCCAUUUCGGGAGGUUUGGCUGCCAUCCACUCACCUAGCCCUUUACCUUCUAAUAAUGGCAAUCGGUCUUCUUUGAUUACUGUAGCUGCUGCCGCCAAAGGACCUUUUUGUUCUUCAGAGAACCUCUCAAGAGGUAAGGCUGAGCUCGGUUGGAAAGGGUCUGCUGCCACCAGCGCAUUUCGUCCAGCAGAGCCUCGAAAGRCAUCAGAUGUUCCGSUUYCUGAUAAUCAUAGCAGUAAACAGGCUCGYCCGCUUUUAGAYUUUGACCUGAAUGUUGGGGUUGUCGAKGAUGCUGGCCAAAACAAUCGUGCUCUUAACGGAGGGGGGCUUGAUCUUGAUCUGAAUGCAUSUGAAGAGAGUYCGGAUGUUGUGCRGYURUCKGUUUUCARCAGUGGUAGGCCUGGYRGCAUWGAGCAAUURCCKCCAAGRUCACUUCAKUCUCGUGGGUUUUUWAACUCCGAACCMAAUUURUCACGGGGGUUUGACCUGAAYAAYGGACCYGGYGUGGAWGAAGYUGGCKGUGAAUCAGUAUCRUUUUCCAAAAAUGGUAUGCAGUUUUUGCCGGCUGUUCCGAAUGUCAGAAUGAACAAUAUGGAUAUCGGUAACUUCUCACCUUGGUUUCCGCCAAACAAUGCCUACCCGGCAAUCACAAUCCCGWCAAUUCUUCCGGGUMGAGGRGAUCCGAGUUAUCCSGUUKCUCCUGCUGCGGUUMCRCAAAGAAUGUUGACUCCCGUGACSGCUASUACCUCACUUAAUCCCGAAUUAUUCCGGGGUGGUCCGGUGUURUCAUCCUCUCCUGCAGUYGCAUUUCCGUCAACCRUGCCAUUUCAGUAUUCAGCAUUCCCAUUUGAAACAAAUUUCUCGCUACCGUCAAUUUCAAAUACGUUUUCUGCWGUCWCAACGGCCUAUGUGGAUUCUUCAUCAUCCGGUGGGACCCUUUGUUUCCCAACCAUUCCGUCACAAACGCAGCUGGUCGGACCUAAUGGUGUGGUUUCUAUGCCUUAUAGGCCAUACUUCAUGAGCCUGCCUGGUGGUGGUUCGAGUAACGUUGGUCCUGAUGGUCGAAAAUGGGGAAGCCAGGGUCUAGAUCUUAAUACUGGCCCCGGAGGUGGUGCGGACGAUAAGUUGGGUUCUGGAUUAAGACCGAUGCCUCUUGCUGGUUCUCAAACUAUGGACGACGAACAGUUAAAGUUGUUUCAGCAAAUGGCGGCAGGUAGCGGAGUAUCAAAGCGGAAAGAACCCGAUAGCGGAUGGGAUGGAGAUCGGAUUAACUACAAACGUCAUCCGUCAUGGCAGUAGGAACGUGUUCUUGCGUUGCCCGUUUGCAGGUGAUGUUUCGGAGACCUCCGUUUGGUGGCCGAAGCGGUUUGUGGGUUUGGAGAAAAAAAUAUGCCCCCCAUCUUGUUUACGAGACCUUUCCUUAUGUAUCGUGGGGGUGUGUUAUGAAAGCAUUGCGUUGUUGGUUGAAAUAGUUAUCGAUGUUUUAACUUGUUGAAAAGCAUUUGCCCACCCGAAACAAACCAGGGAAUUGGUUUCAACAAAUAUAUAUGUAGAUUGCCAGUUCUUCUGGGUUUUAGUUUUAUUAAAUUUUAUUCCCUUCCUUACACUGUCGUUUGUUUAUAUUCACGCGUUUGGUACGUAGAUAGGAUUGUACAGUACUGAACGAGGUUGGACUGGACUUGGCUGACGAGAGUGAGGUAAACAAAUGAAAGAAUUGUGGAAGGAUUUAAGGUUUUAGUUUGAUAUGGGUUGUUUAGUAAUUUUACUCAUCUUAGUCU
Cynara cardunculus var. scolymus (artichoke) is the source of this 5126-nucleotide messenger RNA. RefSeq lists its product as uncharacterized. Gene Ontology annotation, molecular function: chromatin binding. The record is from RefSeq and is a predicted model, not a curated record. Lineage: Eukaryota; Viridiplantae; Streptophyta; Magnoliopsida; Asterales; Asteraceae. The transcript is spliced from 4 exons. Gene Ontology annotation, cellular component: nucleus. The annotation marks the transcript as partial.